This is a messenger RNA of Neofelis nebulosa (Clouded leopard), 6194 nucleotides long. It is a transcript of the gene MOB3B, whose product is annotated as MOB kinase activator 3B. The record is from RefSeq and is a predicted model, not a curated record. Gene Ontology annotation, cellular component: cytoplasm; nucleus. Lineage: Eukaryota; Metazoa; Chordata; Mammalia; Carnivora; Felidae. The coding region runs from base 457 to 1107 and encodes 216 amino acids. Gene Ontology annotation, biological process: signal transduction; positive regulation of protein phosphorylation. The transcript is spliced from 4 exons. Gene Ontology annotation, molecular function: protein kinase activator activity.
AGCCGCACGCGGGGCGCCUGUGGGGGCUACUUGGGAGCAGCGGCUGGAGCUCGAGUCCCGAGCUCGCUCGCCCGCGCGCUCCUGGAGACCGCGCGCGCUGGCCCCUCGCCGCUCGCCCCUUGCCCGCCGCGUGGAUCCGCCAGCGUCGCCCGUCUGGCCCCCGGCUCACCCUCCUCCUCUGGCGCCGCCUGCUACUGACCCGCCCGGCGCACGGAGCCGACCCGGCCGCGGGCUGAAGGUAAAAGCCCACGCCUUUAGGAAGAAACAUGAGGUUCUCUUGGAAACUAUUCAAGAGGAAGAUGGAAGGGGCCGUUUAAAAGCGAUUAAAAGCUGCAGACCGCAAUACUGGGGCCAGAGGGCUGGCAGUGGAAAACCCUGCUGGGUUGUGACCUCUCACUGAAAAGUUCCAGGUGCCUUUUUGCUUCCUGCAAAAGAAAAGAAGAGAAGGAAAAGACCAUGUCCAUAGCCUUGAAGCAGGUGUUCAACAAGGACAAGACCUUCCGGCCCAAGAGGAAAUUUGAACCUGGCACACAAAGGUUUGAGCUCCACAAACGGGCUCAGGCGUCACUCAACUCAGGCGUGGACCUGAAGGCGGCCGUGCAGCUGCCCAGUGGGGAGGACCAGAACGACUGGGUGGCAGUGCACGUGGUGGACUUCUUCAAUAGGAUCAACCUCAUCUAUGGCACCAUCUGUGAGUUCUGUACCGAGCAGACCUGCCCUGUGAUGUCAGGGGGCCCCAAAUAUGAGUAUCGCUGGCAGGAUGACCUCAAGUACAAGAAGCCAACUGCCCUGCCAGCUCCCCAGUACAUGAACCUCCUUAUGGAUUGGAUCGAGGUCCAGAUCAACAAUGAGGACAUAUUUCCAACAUGCGUGGGUGUUCCCUUCCCAAAGAACUUCCUUCAGAUCUGCAAGAAGAUCCUGUGCCGCCUUUUCCGAGUCUUUGUCCACGUCUACAUCCACCACUUUGACCGGGUCAUUGUGAUGGGCGCGGAGGCCCAUGUCAACACCUGCUACAAGCACUUCUAUUACUUCGUCACAGAGAUGAACCUCAUAGACCGCAAGGAGCUAGAGCCUUUGAAAGAGAUGACGAGCAGGAUGUGUCACUAACGCCCCAUCUCCCCUUUGGAAGACUGAGGAAAGCUCUUCCCUCCUGGAGCCCUGCACCAGCAGGAGGGAGACCUCCCCUGGCCGAACAGGCACCUGCUUCCAGGAGCAGGCAAGGUGGAGACGAGCAGUGAUUCCUGAGAGAAGUUCCCUACUCACCCCGUGUGCUCUUAACCCUCUGAGUGCUGCUAGCCACGACCUGUGGACCUGUCUGACCACAGUGUGCAGGAAGGACUGCCCCCUCUCCCUUCUGGCUCUCAAGUGCCCCGAGGAAGCCUCUGCACUUACGUGCGCGUCGCAGUCUGCCUGUGACCUGCCGCCUAAGCUUUACUGGAAUUCAGGUUUUGAGACUGAGACACUUACUUGUACUUCCCCACUCCUGUCUUGUCAACUGGCCGACUUUUCUGUACCGUGUCUUCUAAAUCCCGGGUGAAUUUUGGAACUCUGGAUGAGCAGCAAGUUUGUCUAUAACAAGUCUUCCUUUCAGGUCUUUGAAAGCUUCCACCCUGAUCUGAUUCUGUGGUUUAACUUCAUGCAGGACCACGGAGCCUUGAAGACGUCUGAGACCCCCACCCUUCAGCCUCAGCGAGAAUUCCCUACUCGGCAGUUUUAUCAGGGACCACCCAUGACCCCAGACAAACCUUAACUAUGGGGAAGAGUCUGGUUGUUAGGAUAAAGCUGACGGGUUACCAGUUAACUCUGAAUAGAAUGUGUUUUUUUUUAUAGCCACACCAUUCCUUGUCUCUUCUAUUCAAAAUUUUUUUCCUGUUUCCAAGAAGAGAGGAAUAAAAGGAAGUUAUAAAUGACCAAGAAUGAUCAGCAAAAGCUCUGAGCCAGAUUAGUGCAGUGUUUGUUCUUGAGCAAAGGGUAGGGAGUUCUGGCUGUCUCUACAUAAUACUGAAGUUUCGGUGGAAAAAAAACAAAACAAAACAAAAUAAAACAAGUGCCAUUGGCUAUUUGGUACACAUAGCUCAAACACCCAGCUCAUUGGUUUGUCGCCUUCCCAGCUGGCCCUCUGAGCUCCUACAUCCAGCCCGUGUUUUCUUUCUCUUCCUCUGCACUCCCCCUCCUUGGCCAUAUUAUAUUAUGGCAAGAAUUAAUUUCUGCCCCUAUGAUUGUGCCACAGUUGCCAAGGCAACAGUGUAACUGGAGCUAACUUCCUUCUUCCAUUCCUUCCCAGUUUUCCUAUUCCAGUAAACAGAAUAACGCAUUCUGUGCUACGUCCUGCCUUUUGAAACCCAAGUGAGUCUUAGCUGAAGAAAUGUUGCCUUCUCUGCUUCAUUCAUGAAACUGGUGGUAGUCCUGAGAGCCUGUGAUUGGAGGGUGAUAAUAAUCUGGCGAUCCUUGGAAUCUGACAAAAUAGCAGUUGGUGGAGGGAAGUAGAUAAGAAUGUAUUAGUAUAUUUUAAUGUAACACCAAUUAAAGAAUAACUAAAAAACUCUGAUUUCGUUUCAUUGGAUGUAAUGUGUUAAAGCCGUUUGUGGCUGCCACAAGAGCCUAGAGAGCAUGAAAUCUUUCUUUGUCCAGAGAAAGGGCUGACUGUCUGGACCCUGUGGCAUUCUGCCCUCACCCAGCAAACUGACCUUUGCUUCCGAUCUUGUCAGAGUUAUCUCAUGGAAUCCAAAUGCUGCUACCUCUUUCCAUAUUGUUGUGCUCUGGUCAACAACAAACAGACCCCCUCCCCUUUUUUUGGCUUCCUAAGUAAUUCUGAGAGGACAAGAUCGGCAAAGAUUCUUCUGGGCAUCAUUUUUGGCUGAAAGAAUAUGACUGUCCUAAGGAUCCAGAAAACAGAGAAAUAAGAACCCCCCAUUCCCAACCUAUGCAAUACACUGUAAAGUACUUCAUGGGAAUGUUCUGGCAGAGAGACAAGAGAAAUGACAACGAAGCCCACGCCCUAGGAGGAACCCCGAAGGUCUGCCAUCAUGGAAAACCACAGGAUUUUUGCAUUAAGAAGUUGACUAUGUUCCUGCAUUUCAGCAACGCCUAAUCAAGCAGGAUUCUGGACUCUGAAGACAUUUAUUAUUAAUUCUUUUUAAAGCUACUUCCUAUUAACUGUGUGUGCAUAUGAAAUUUCCAUUCCAUUUUUAAAAAGUAUUUUUUAAACUUCUUGGCACAAUUUCCUCCUGGUUAUGUUUCUAAUUGCAUUAAUCAACUCCUCUAGGAUAAGUUCUGGCAAACCACUCCUAUUUUUUAAUUACUGAGUAUUCCUUACUCCUACAGAACUUUGGCCAAUUCUAAAGAAAAUUAUCACAACAGCUUUUAUCUCUUUGACCUGACUACAUCCUAAGUACAUCUUAUUGCAACCAGGGGAUCUGAGCCUCACAUUCUGCUUCUGCCUCCUAACUUGAUGGGCUCUCUUUCAUUUCACACCAUUUUUUUUUAGUCGGAUACAUGUAUCCACUGCCUUUUUUUAUUUUGAGAAAUUUUAAAGUGGAAAUUUCAAAGAGUCAAGAUUACAGUGAAUAUCCACACCCCUUCGUGUAUGCACAUCAGUUGUUAACAUUCUUUAAUUGUUGACAGUUUCCAUACAUUUUCUUUCUUUCUCUGUAAAUACACAUUCUGAUUGCUGAACCAUUUCAAAAUAUGUUGCAGACAUCAUAAAACUUUAAAUACGUUAUCAUUUGUCCCCAAAAUGUUUAUAGCUUCUUUUGUUUAUUUAUCCAGGAUCCAUUUACAAAUCACAUGUGGCAUUUGCUGUUGUUCUCUUUCGUUAGUGGGUUAGAGUUCUUGUCGUGUGUGUAUGUGUGUGUGUGUGUGUGUGUGUGGUAUGGUGGUGGUGGUUGUGGUGUGUGUGUGUCAUGACACUGACAUUUUUUUGUAGAAUGUUCCACAAUCUGGAAUUUUUUUUCUGAUUAUUUCCUCUUAUUAGACUCAGUUAAACAUUUUUUUUAUUUUAGCAAGAACAUUACACAAGUGAUGUUUUGUUCCUGUUGCAUUUAUCAGGAAACAUAUGACCAGUUGUCUCUUCAUGAUAUUAAACUUGACCAAUGGGUUCAGGUGUUGUCUGCCUGAUCCAUUCAUUAUAAAGGUACUUAAUCCAUUAAGAAGCUCUGAAAAUCAACACGCACCCAUUUUAUAGUUUGAGACUGGGCAAAUGUGGCUUCCUUUCUUAAUUUUCUCAAAGAGGUCCACGAUCUCCAAAAGAUUAUAACCCUUGCAGUUCAAUGAUACAGCAAUGACAAAGGCUUCAUAACUUCCCCCUUAACAGAGGGAAGGGGAAGUAAUAACAGCACUAGAUUGGUAUGCUGGCUAAUGAGAAUCUGUAUGGUCCCUGUAGCCAGAGUUGAAAUAUAUAACUUUUUUUUUUUUUUUGCUCCCAUCCUCAAUGACUUCCCAUUCAGACCCAUGGUUUAUUUUAGAGAGUGUGUGUUCUCAUUAAAGGUGAUUUCUCUCAAAAUUGUGAGGAGUGUUUUAGGGGUGGGGGAGAAAUCUUAGAUAUUACAGUGCGUUGUGGCCCUUCAAAGGGCCAUAGUACAUAAACAGAUAUAAAGCGUAUAUGUGGUAUUAAACUUUCAUGGGCAUGAUUAAGAAUAAACUGUCCUAAAAGGCUCCUUAAGAGGAUGAUAAUGAAAAAAAAAAAAAUACAUGAAGAAAUACUCAUCUAGAGUCAUAUCCUGCUUCUUAGGUUGUUAACUCUCUCUUGGAGUGUUUUCCCAUUUCUGAGGGCUAGGAUCAGUGGAAGCAACUUCAAGAGAUUUCUUCAUCCAUCCCUUCUACCCUCCCAAAUGCUAUCAGUAACCUUCCCGGUGAAAACCCCAUUCUCCUCUCGAAGACCUUCAAGCAUAGACGUUCUACAACAUCCUUUGGUGUGUCCCCACUGAACACUUCACAACACCUGAAAUCCUUCCAUCUGACCUGAACCAAACUAUUAUCUUUGGGUUUCAGCACACCUUUCCUAGUGUCUCACAUUAAGGAAAACACAAAGAUUAGGAGAAGAAGAAGCAUAAGCAAUGAGAGCCUUAUUUGCAUAUCCACGAAGUAUUUGAAGACUGUUACCAAUGGCCUUCGGCUUCCUUUCCCUUCAGCUCUCUCAGGGGCAGAAUUCUCACGGAAACCCUGGUGCCCAGUUGCUAACAUUUCUGCACCUCAACUUGAACCCUUCCCCAAGCUUUCCAUGUCACUGUGCAUUAUGGAUAUAGCCAGCAGUGAACGUGUAAGAAAUUACCACAUGCUUUCUCCAAACUCUAUUGUCUCUUUGCUAAGUCCUGACUUGCUUGUUAAUCCAUUUGUGAGCAUAUCUCCAUUAUAGUCAACCAUUUUGGUUUAUCUUCCUGAGUUUCCUUCCUUUCUACCUUUGAUAUUCCUCAGCAGAUGACAGUUUUGUUUUAACCGCUUCUUUAAUUGGCAAAGCACUGAGACUUGGAUGGAGGGCCUCUUGUAUUUUUGUGGUGAAUUAGGCCAAGUCAUCAUCUGGUCGUUGAUGGAAGCACAUCAUUCCCUGUGGUCUCUGACCUUCCAUCACUCCUGUAUCCCACGGGUAUCACACUGUGAGUGAAAGAAAUAUCAUGGGACAAGAACAGCCAUAUCUUCAAGGAAUAUGUACAAAGGCAAAAUCAUGAAAAGGAGUCAGUCGUGACACCUGGAUACACCAGGUGUUGUUGUUUGUGCUUGGAGCAUUUUGGUGCAUGAUAAAAUCGGUGAUUCUCUCCUAGAAGUAGCCAAACAGUGUUUUGGAAAUAGAAAGGUCCCCCCACCCCCGCUUUAAAAAAUAUUUCAACAACAACAAAAACUUAGGUUAUUUCCCUCUGGGCAGUUAUUAAUUCUGGGUGAGAAGUUUCUGAUGACUAAAUAAGGAUUUUUAUAACUUUUAGAAGGAAGCGUCCAUUUCUAAUCUGAAAGUUAAGCUAUUUUACUAGCUUUUAGUGUUCUAAUGUCAAGGUUUUCCAGUAUCUUUUCUAAUUGUAUCAGAAAAAAAAAAUGUUUACUAUAUUUUAGUUCCAUUUGAGAUUAAAUUAAGGGUUUGACUCUAAGAACAAACUAACACAAUUAUAUCAAUUAGGAAAGCAAGAGGAAAUGAAAGGGUAUUUAUGGAAUCAGUUCAUGUGAGCUUAGGAAUUCAAAUGUCACAAAUAAAAGACAUGUAACCAUCA